Molecule: messenger RNA, 1549 nt
Organism: Hibiscus syriacus
Lineage: Eukaryota; Viridiplantae; Streptophyta; Magnoliopsida; Malvales; Malvaceae
Product: serine/threonine-protein phosphatase PP1-like
Exons: 5
Coding region: 1-1230 (409 amino acids)
Cellular component (GO): cytoplasm; nucleus
Molecular function (GO): protein serine/threonine phosphatase activity
Source: RefSeq, a predicted model, not a curated record
AUGGAAAAUGAGAUUAAGAAGAGGAAAAUGGUAGAUAAAGUUGAUUUGUUGGCGAGUCCAAUCGUUUCUUGGACCUUUUCAGAGAGUUCUCUCGGCUUCUAUAACGACAUUCGUUUUUGGAGAGGGAUGACUGGAAAGGAAGUGCGAUCGUCGAAAGAAAAGGGGAAAGGAACAAGAUCUCUUGUUUCCUGGUCCCGCUUGAGAGAAAGGGUCGUUUGUGUUUUAGGGUUUCUUUUUGAUGGACGAAAUUUGCUUGAUAAUAUCAUAAGGAGGCUGUUGGGGACAAAGAAUGGGAGGACUACCAAGCAAGCGCAGUUGACGGAGGCUGAGAUAAAGCAGCUUUGUGUUGCCUCCAAAGAGUGCUUUCUUAGUCAGCCUAAUCUUCUUGAGCUUGAGGCUCCUAUCAAGAUUUGUGGAGAUGUUCACGGUCAAUUUUCUGAUCUUCUACGCUUAUUUGAGUAUGGAGGAUACCCUCCUACUGCAAACUAUUUAUUCCUAGGUGACUAUGUUGAUCGUGGCAAGCAGGGCAUUGAGACAAUUUGCCUUCUCCUUGCAUACAAAAUCAAAUACAAGGAGAAUUUUUUUCUCCUUAGAGGCAACCAUGAAUGUGCAUCAAUUAACCGUAUAUAUGGUUUCUAUGAUGAGUGCAAAAGAAGGUUUAAUGUUCGUGUCUGGAAGUUGUUUACUGAUUGCUUUAACUGCCUUCCAGUUGCUGCACUAAUUGAUGAGAAGAUACUUUGCAUGCAUGGUGGUUUAUCUCCUGAGUUGAAAAAAUUGGAUCAGAUCCAGAAGAUUUCUCGGCCUGUUGAUGUGCCAGAUCAGGGCCUUCUCUGUGAUCUUCUUUGGGCUGAUCCUGAUAAAGAUCUUGACGGCUGGGGAGAGAAUGAUAGGGGUGUUUCAUUUACUUUUGGUGCUGAUAUAGUUUCUGAAUUCCUUCAAAAACAUGACCUUGAUCUCAUUUGUCGAGCUCACCAGGUCGUAGAAGAUGGUUAUGAGUUCUUUGCAAAGCGACAGUUGGUGACCAUAUUCUCUGCUCCAAACUACUGCGGGGAAUUUGAUAAUGCAGGUGCCAUGAUGAGUGUGGAUGAUAGUUUAACUUGUUCAUUUCAGAUUCUUAAAUCUUUAGAGAAGAAAGGAAAGGGUGGAUUCGUUAGCAACAACGCAUUCAGACCAGGAACUCCACCUCACAAGGUAAGAAAGGUGGGAAGAAGGCGGGGAAGCACUGAUUGAAACUGUAGAGUUGGUAUUCAUGAAGAGUCGAAAGUGUAUGACUAAUAUGUUCUUUCUUGCAUCCAUCGUCGCUGUUCCAUUGCUCGAAUUCUGAUGUCUGGCAUGGAUAUGGAUUGAUGAUUGUAGGAUGCAAAGGGAGAAAACUGGAAGGUAAAGUUAGUGGAAUUAAAUAGGAGAGGAGGUAAGGAGCCCAGUUACCAAUUGGAACUCAAAGUUGUUCUUUUCAUAUGUAAAACUGGAAUUCUGAUUUCAGUAUGUUUAGUUUUUUUAAUUCUUGUAGGUAACAUAAUUUCAUUUCAUAUCCAAACCUUUUUAGCUU